AUGGUGGUCCUGAGAGAGGGAGAUUAUGUCUGGGUGGACACCAGCAUAGGCGUGCCCAUUGGAGCUGAAGUCCAAUUUGCAGAUUCCGGGCAGCUUGUGCUCAUUGACGAUGAAGGGAAGGAGCACAAGAUCAACAACAAGGAUGCAUCCUUCAAGCCAAUGCACCCCACUUCAGUUAAGGGUGUGGACGACAUGAUUCAGCUUGGGGACCUCAAUGAGGCAGGGCUGCUCCGAAAUCUCUAUAUUCGGCACAAGGAGGGAAUUAUCUACACCUACACUGGUUCGAUCCUGGUGGCAGUGAACCCAUACCAGCUGCUGCCAAUCUACACCCUAGACCAGGUGGAGAUGUACACAGACCGAAGGCUGGGUGAGCUGCCCCCGCACGUGUUUGCCAUCGCUGACAGCUGCUUCUUCAACAUGCGCCGCAGCCACAAGAACCAGUGCUGCAUCAUCAGUGGAGAGUCAGGAGCUGGGAAAACAGAGAGCACAAAGCUAAUGUUGCAGUUCCUGGCUGCAGUGAGUGGGCAACACUCCUGGAUAGAGCAGCAAGUACUUGAGGCCAACUCUAUUUUGGAAGCCUUUGGCAACGCAAAGACAGUCCGUAACGACAACUCCAGUCGCUUUGGGAAGUACAUUGACAUCCACUUCACCAAAGGAGGAGUUAUUGAAGGCGCCCGCGUUGACCAGUACCUGCUGGAGAAAUCACGAGUCUGCAGACAGGGUCCUGACGAGAGGAACUAUCAUAUAUUCUACUGCAUGCUGUUGGGAAUGUCAAGUGAAGAGAAGAAUCUCUUGUCCUUAGGGACACCUGCUCAGUAUAACUACUUAAUCUCGGGAAACUGCACCUCCUGUGAGGGGAGAGACGACAUUAUGGAGUAUGCCCACAUUCGCUCGGCCAUGAAAAUUUUGGCGUUCACAGAUAACGACUCCUGGGAGAUCAACAAGCUUCUAGCCUCCAUCCUCCAUAUGGGCAAUGUGACGUUUGAUGCUAUUGUUUCAAAUAACCUGGAGGGCUGCCACGUAGAAAGCUCAACCCAUUUCAACAUGGCUGCCAAAUUGCUGGAGGUGGAUUCAAUGGCUCUUGCCGAUAGUCUGACACACCGGUCCUUCAUGACCACUCGGGAGAGUGUGACCAAAUCCCUCAGUGCUGAGCAGGCCAUGGAUGGCAGGGAUGCCUUUGCAAAGGCUAUCUAUGGGAAACUGUUUGUGUGGAUUGUGGAGAAAAUCAACAGUGCUGUAUACAAGCCUCCAUCUGAUGACUCCAAUUAUUUUGGACGAUCCAUUGGCCUCCUGGACAUAUUUGGCUUUGAGAACUUCAAGCAGAACAGCUUCGAACAGCUCUGUAUAAACUUUGCAAAUGAGCAGCUGCAACAGUUUUUCGUGAAACAUGUUUUCAAGCUGGAACAGGAGGAGUAUGCUCGUGAGAACAUUGUGUGGAAACACAUUGAUUUCAAUGACAACCAGAAGACUCUCGAUGUGUUGGCCAACAAGUCUGUCAACAUUCUGGCCCUUAUCGAUGAAGAGAGCCACUUCCCUAAGGGUACAGAUAUCACUAUGCUGAACAAGAUGAAUCAAGUACAUGGCCAGAGCAAUGUCUACAUUCCUCCAAAGAAUAACCAUGAGACACAGUUUGGAAUUCACCAUUUUGCUGGAGUAGUCUACUAUGACUCAAUAGGUUUUCUGGAAAAGAACAGGGAUGCCCUGAGUUCUGAUCUCAUUAAUUUGGUUGAGACAUCAUCUAACAAACUGCUCAAGCUGAUCUUCCAAAACGAGCUUUCCUCAAAUGAAGUGGUUAAAGUCUCCAACCCCAAACUGAUCAUCACCCGCAGAAACUCAUUGAUGCAAACUGGAGACUUAACUAAGAAGCGAGUUCCCACACUUUCUGGCCAGUUUCGUCAGUCACUGGAGGCCCUGAUGAAGACUCUCACCGCAUGCCAGCCUUACUUCAUACGUUGCAUCAAACCCAAUGACUACAAAAAGCCUUUGCUUUUUGAUCGAGAGCUGUGUAUGCGCCAGCUUCGUUAUUCUGGAAUGAUGGAGACCAUCCGCAUCAGGAAAGCCGGCUAUCCCAUCCGACAUUCUUUCGAUGAAUUCUUGGCGCGUUACCGCACUUUGCUGAACUCUGCUGUUUGCAACCCUAAAGUUGAGAGUCCCAGAAGAUGCAGUGAAUCCAUCUGUAUGAAUAUUCUUACUAGUGCAGAAGACUGGAAGGUCGGAAAAACCAAAGUCUUUUUGAAGGAUUAUCAUGACACCAUGCUGGAAUUAGCACGAGACAGAGCACUCAACAAGAAAGUUCUCAUCAUUCAGAGAGUCCUAAAAGGCUACAAAUACAGGCGAGACUUUUUGAAGAAAAGGUCUGCGGCAGUGGUUUUGCAGAAACACUGGCGUGCAUACAAGGGCAAAAAGCUAUACAGAGUGGUCCAGCUCGGCUUUGCACGUCUUCAGGCCAAGGUUCGUGCACGCCAACUCUGUCACCAGUAUCAGCAGAGGCGUGAAGCAACUGUGGUGCUGCAGACUCAUGUCCGUGGACACCUGGCAAGGAAGGAGUGGAACCGAAAGAGACAAGCGGUUAUCCUUCUGCAGGCUCACACCAGGGGCAUGCUUGCUCGGAGAGCUAUGAACAAGAGAAAGAAAGAUGCUCUCCUGACUGCCCAGGAGAGACGGGCAGAGGAGGCGGCCCUGCGGGAGAGGCAGAGGAAACUAGAUGAAGUCCUUCGCCAGAAGAAGGAGAGAGAGGAGGCUGCCAAGGCACAAGCCAUGACUGAUCAGGAAAUGGUGAACGAAAUCUUUGAAUUUCUGCCCCAAGAGGUGGAAGGCCAGGAUCAGGGUCAGGCUCCUCAGGCGUUUAAGGAUCUGGAGGAAAAACGAAUGGUUCUGGAGGAGGUGGAUCUUGAUGAGACCCCCAUAAUGGAGGCACCCCAAGAAGAAGAAUUCGAUGACCUAGAUGAGUAUUCAUUCAACAAGUUUGCGUCCAUGUACUUCCAGGGAGCUGCUACACCCACACACCUCCGCCAGAGGCUGCAGGAACCUUUGCUUUUCCACGAGGAUGAAAAUGAUACUCUGGCUUCAUUAAAUGUGUGGUGGAUCAUUCUGAGGUUCAUGGGUGACCUACCAGAGCCCAGACCUCAGCAGGGCACAGAGCAAAGAGUGAGGGAGCAUGAUAACAGCAUGAUUGGAGAGAAUGCAACCCUGGACAGACCACUGUCAACCUUGGAAAAAGUCCACAUCAUUGUGCGAUAUGCCAUUGUCAGACCGAAUCUGAGGGAUGAGAUCCUCUGUCAGAUUUGUAAACAGCUUCAGGAGAACAGAAACAAGAACAGCUACUUCCGUGGCUGGGUUCUCCUUUCUAUCUGUUUGGGCAUCUUCCCCCCUUCUACACGCUUCAUCAAAUACCUGCAGAGCUUCCUCCGGUUUGGACCUGUGGGCUAUGCUCCCUACUGUACAGAGAGACUCAGGCGCACUGUGGCCAAUGGAGUCCGUGGGGAACCACCGAGCUGGCUGGAGCUACAGGCAUCCCAAACAAAGAAACCUAUUUCAGUCUCUGUGACACUCAUGGAUGGCCGUACUGUUAGUUUGCCUGUUGACUCAGCCUCCAAUUCCAAAGAGGUCUGCCAAGUCCUUUCUCAGAGAUUCAACAUUAAGGACACAUUCGGCUUCUCACUCUACGCUGCUAUAUAUGAUAAGGUUUGGUCAUUAGGUAGCGGAAGAGAGCAUGUGAUGGAUGCCAUCUCGCAAAGCGAACAGGAAGUGAGGCGAAAGGGAGGACAGGAACAGCAUGCCCCUUGGCGUCUCUACUUUCGCAAGGAGAUUUUCACACCCUGGCACGACUGCAGCUUUGACAACGUCAGCACCGACCUCAUCUACAAACAGGUCAUCCGAGGUCUGAAGUAUGGAGAGUACAGGUGUGACAAGGAGGAUGAUUAUGUCCAGCUUGCAGUGAAACAUUACUAUGUACUGCACGGGUCGAAUGCUAGCGCAGCCAAUGCUAAGAAUGUGGUUCAGGAGUGCAUUAAUACUAAACUGGUAGAGUCAAAAACAGAGGCCAGAUGGGUCCAGCUGGUCAGCAGUUCACAUGCACAGUGUCCAUAUAUAACCUCAAAGACAAAGCCUGAAAAAGUAAAAGCAGAGACGGUGGACUAUGCCCGUAAAAAAUGGCCGAUGCUCUUCUCCAGGUUUUAUGAGGUUGCCAAAGUUUCAGGUCCUGCUCUACCCAAAAACAUGUUCAUUUUGGCAAUCAACUGGACAGGAAUAACAUUUUUGGAUGAAAGAGAAAGGAAAUUUCUGGAAGUUUCCUACCCAGAGAUUACUGGGGUCAGCACUUCUUUUGGUCAGUCCGUGUCUUUGCACACACUGAAGGGAGACUUCAUUCUGAGUGCAGUGAUGGCCACAGACAUUACUGAUUUGAUCACCACCUUCCUGGCUGGUCUGAAGGAACGCUCCCACUAUGCAGUGGCCUUGCAGGAAUCCAACAGACCAGAUGAUCCAACAAUCCUCAGUUUUAAGAAAGGAGAGCUAAUCCUACUCAUUAAAGAUGAUGAUUACUCUGCGGAACGAGGCUGGGUCAAGGGGCAGAGUGAGAGAACUGGGAAAACAGGUGCUGUACCUCUAGAAGCCAUCUUGAUCUUGCCCACCAUCACCAAACCGACAAAUGAAGUCAUGAGCCUGAUCAACCUGUCCCCAGACCAAAGGAAGAACAUUAUUAAUAGCACAAUCAGGGGCACAGUCGCAGAGAGACUGGCACCUGCGUCUCUCAAAGAGUACUCCAUCGAAUACUUCAGGCAGCCCACCGUAGAUGUAAACAGGCAGGUGAUAGCCAAGAACAGUGCACCUGAGAGGCUAUGGAUGAGCUCCAAAGAGCCAAUCAGACAGCCCCUGCUGAAGAGGCUGGUGGGCAAUGCAGAGUUCACACAGCAAGCCUGUCGGGCUUUCACUGCUAUCUUGAAAUAUAUGGGUGAUUACCCAACAAGGCAAGUCCAGAACCCCAUGGAGCUAACAGACCAGAUCUUUGGCCCACCCACAAAGAAUGAGGCAAUGAGGGAUGAGAUUUACUGCCAGAUCAUGAAACAGAUGACAAACAACCAAGGACGUUACAGUAUGGACCAGGGUUGGCAGCUGCUAUGGUUGUGUUGUGGCCUCUUCCCACCAAGCAACUCUCUGCUGAAACAUGCCCAGCGUUUCAUUGAGUCCCGCAGACUGGAUCCGUUGGCCUCUGACUGCCUGCAGCGCCUACAGGGAGCCCUACGGGUGGAGCCCCGGAAGCUUCCACCACACCAGUUGGAAGUAAAUGCCAUUCAACAGGACAGCACUCAGAUCUUGCACAAAAUCUUUUUCCCCAAUGAUGAUGGGGAGAUCUUUGAGAUUGGAACCAACACUCGUGUUCGAGAUCUGAUCCGGACCAUUGCCAGUAAACUCAAGCUGGUCUCAGACGAGGGCUUCAGUCUGUUUGUAAAAACUCCAAACAAGGUUUUGAGUAUGAACGAUGCAGAUUACUUCUUUGACAGUCUGAGACACAUCACUGAUUGGAUGAAACAAAUCAAGGGAGUAAAAGAAGGAGAGCCAGUGAGCAUGCCCUACACUGUGUUCUUCAUGAGGAAACUCUGGUUCAACAUGAACCCGGGCAAAGAUCUAGUGGCUGAUCUGGUCUUCCAUUACCCUCAGGAGAUGCCCAAGUAUCUGAGAGGCUAUCAUCACUGUAGCAAGGAGGAAAUGGUUCAGCUGGCAGCCCUGCUCUUCAGGGUGAAGGUGAACAAUGACAAGACCCAGUUUGUCACCAUUCCCAAGAUGCUGAAGGAGCUGGUGCCUAGUGACCAACUCAAGGCCAUGUCCACAGAUGAAUGGAAGAAGAGCAUUGUUGCAUCUUACAAUAAGCAGGGGGACAUGACAGUCCAAGAUGCUAUGGUGGCCUUUUUAAAGGUCGUCUCCAAGUGGCCAACGUUUGGCUGUGCUUUCUUUGAAGUGAAGCAAACGUCAGAGCCAACUUUCCCUGAUAUAGUGAGAAUUGCCAUCAACAGGCUGGGAGUCACAAUCAUUCGUCCCAAAGACAAGGUGGUUCUGGCCACUCAUCCUUAUAACACGAUUGCUAACUGGUGCAGUGGAAGCACAUACUUUCACAUGACAAUUGGAAGCCUUGUCAAGGGGACUAAGCUUCUGUGUGAGACUUCUCUGGGCUACAAAAUGGAUGACCUUUUGACCUCCUAUGUCAACAUGUAUAAGAAAAAGGCUGUUGGGCACAGGAUCCGACGCUACGACUAG
Molecule: messenger RNA, 6252 nt
Organism: Chanos chanos (milkfish)
Lineage: Eukaryota; Metazoa; Chordata; Actinopteri; Gonorynchiformes; Chanidae
Gene: myo7ba
Product: myosin VIIBa
Exons: 46
Coding region: 1-6252 (2083 amino acids)
Cellular component (GO): myosin complex; cytoskeleton
Molecular function (GO): ATP binding; cytoskeletal motor activity; protein binding
Source: RefSeq, a predicted model, not a curated record